AUGGGUUGGUUGGAGAAAGAAUCGCCAGAGAAACAAAGAGCUGGAGUAGCCGACUACUUUGCGAUCGUAGGAGUUGGGGAAGACUUGAUAUGGAAUCAUGCUCAGGCAAAGUCAACAAAUGACCAGAACAGUGCACGUCCAGAAGAAGAUGAGGCUAUGCUGAUAGAGCGCUUUUACAGGGAGAUUGUAGACUGCAGAAUUGUGGCUGUAGAAGCGAGUAGAGAAGCAUAUAAGGACAACGCACUCUCCGCGAUUCAAGGACAGUUUGUUCUUGGGGUACCUUCGCCUAGCCUGUCUAACGUAGCUUCGAGGGGUGGAACUGAUGAUGGAGAGGUAGAGUUAGGAGGAUGGACAGUACUGAAGGAGACAAAGCCUAUGGAUGUUGAUGCAGCAUUGGAAACAACGAGCGUCAUUUGCAAUUCGCAAUCUCGAAAAGGUGAAGUCUACCAUGCAAAUCUGGACCCAGUAAGUGGACUUGCGGAAGAACUUCAAAGCUCGUUAGAAGCCCGGCUACAACUUGAGCAAGACAGUCGAAUGUCCAAGUCUACGCCAUUGAAGGAUUUUCGCAGAAAAGUCACAUCAAGCUUCGCACAACGUUUGGUUCUUGCUGAUACCUAUCAAAAGAAGAAGUUCUAUCUAUCGUACAGGCGGCGAGCGCCUGACGAAUUCAGUGAAAAAGCAAUCAGUCAAGUGCAACUUUUGUAUGCUCGAGUACAUAAAGUAACUUUGGAUGCAACAAUAGAUAAUAGAUCAGCAACCGAAAGUGCAGUUACUACUAGCACAGUUUCACAGAAGGGGGCCGCGGCUCUGCUAAGGGUUGCAGAAGCCGGGAAAAAUGUUAUGCAAAGUCGAAUCCUCGGAAGUCCACAGAUUAUGACUCGAGGUUCGAUGGAUAUUGGCGAUCUAGCAGCAGUUGCUUUGGAAACACUGCUUGAGCUUCCUGCAGGUUUUGAUGCAUGGUCGAUUCCUGAGCCAUAUCAAACGAUCAAUCUCCCGUCUCGACACGAGUCGAGAGCAAAUCAACGUGAUCAUCAGAGCACGGUGGACACCCAUUUUGCGUCCGAAGGUAGCAGCAAUGUUGAAAAUGAACAAAAUCGAGAUUGUGCCUCGGAUUGGCAAGAUAUAGUUCGACCAAGGAUUGUAACCAAGGCGUCUGAAGUUGACGAAAGCUAUAUGUACAUUCCAAUCCUUGCUAUUCGUCGACAGCGUGUAGGUGAAGAGGAAAGAUUCAACGAAGAUCCAGCAAUUGUAGAUAUAUGUGUCAGCUUUUGGAAUAGAAUGGGAGAGCCGUCUCUUCCUGUAGAAAAGAUCGACCCUUUCGACGACGAGGAGAUCAAGAGCAUAUUGUUGCGAAGCACGGAAUGGAAGGCUGCUGCUUUACCAGUGCAAUCAGGAGUGUCAUCACAGUAUUGGAGACCCCCUGCCUUUGGAACGAACUGUCUGCUGUUCAAACGAAAUUUACCCUUAGGUUUCUGUGAUGCAACCUUCAAGGCUACAGUGCUAGACCGAUUCCCGUACAGGAAUUACAAGGGACUACCAUUGCCAGAGGAAGAGCUGCCAAUGUUUUGCUAUCCAACGGGAUGUCAUUUGUAUCGUACAAGGUUCAAGGAUGUCCCUCUCCCCCAAUAUUAUGGAUUUGUUGUCAAGAACGAGCGCGGAGACUCAAUAUGCGUUUCCUGCGUCUCCUUUAUGGAACCUCUCACAAAGGAGAAGAAAAGGCAGCUUAGACAAUUGUCAGCAAGGCGAAAGCGUGCGUCGCUACCACACUCAAUUCAUGUCAACGAAAUGGCAUCGGGAUCAAGCAGUGCCGCAAUGCGUCGAGAUGAAUUUCCUGAUAUGCUUACCGCUUUUGAUGAAAUGACUACUUUUGAAAACAAGACGAUUUGCCUCGUUAGUCGAUACCCAUACUGGACUGCUUUUCGAAAGUUCCUGUCGCAUCUACAUUCAAUUUCCUGUUCCUCUUCUGCCCUUCCCUUAGAACGUGUCCCGAUGGCACUUUCAUCUCCGCCUUCCAAAGAUCUGCCACUGGUUGAUUUAUCUUAUGAAAGAUUGAUAUCAUGCCUUGAUAUCCCCACAAUUGUUGCUAUCGUCCUUGGUUUCCUUGCUUUGGAGAAAAAGAUCAUUGUAAUGUCAUCUCAACCGUCACUGGUUUUGGAUGUUUGUGAGCUUCUCCGGUCACUUCUGUUUCCCUUUGAUUUGUGUGCACCAUACGUUCCGAGGUUAACUGAGCCUUUCAUGUCGUGUUUGGACUUUCCUGGAGCAAUAUUUGUCGGUAUUCACGACGACAAGAAGCAAAGCGGUCUUGCAGCAGUAGUUCGUAGAAAUAUGCCCGAAGACAGCACUAUUGUUGACUUGGACUCUGGAAGUAUUGAUUGUAGCGGUGAUAGGGUAAAGCUACUUCAGAGUUCUUGGGAAAUCAUCCCCCAAGGCCCUCGUGGAUCGUUGGUUUCCGAGAUUGAAACUCUCUGCCGAGAUGUUGGUAUGGUCCCUGGAAAAACGACUACUGGCUCGGAUGCGAUUGUCGACGUAUCGUCCGCCACCGCAUUUGUAGAUGAUCACAAUGGCUUUGGAAGUGUCAACGGGGAGCCAUUAGAUGAUCGUGCUAUUCGGGAUGCGUUUCUUAGGUUCUUUUGCUCCAUUAUGGGUGGCUAUGAGCGGUAUCUUGUUGUCCCAGAUGCUGACUUUCUUGUCAGUGGAGAAGACUGGUUUGAUUCCAAAGGGUUUGUUUCAUCUGUCUCCGAAGACAAAGCGCCUUAUCUAGGUCUAUUUGUUUCUACUCAAUUAUUUCAAGCCUACAUCCAACGCCGAACCGAAGCAAGCGAUGUACAUUGUCUCUUGUUCGACGAGUGUGUUGUGGAGUAUCAUUCCUCGAUAUCCCAUUCUCCGUAUGGAAGACUGGGAAGUGAGGUCGAAACUUUGCAAUCACACGAUGACGCUUCACCACAGUUGCUUUACAGUCUUCUCGUCGAUCAAUCGGCUUCCGAAGCAAGACUUCCAAGACCGGAAAUAAUAGGUGACACAGAUUCGAAGCACGGGAGCGAAAGUGACAGCUCUGCGCAACAUUCCGAGAAGACUAACAACGGCGAUUUUGCGCUCAAUUCAACGGGCGAUUUGGUGACUGUGCCUUCUGCUCGAGAUAUUCCCGACGCCUCUCGGUUUGUCUAUUGCAUCGACGGAAAUACAACAUUCCCUGAUCGUUUAAACGCAGACUUUUAUUUUCCCCGAGAACCAGAGUCAUGGUUAGUUGAAAUGUCGACUGCCCCAACUCCAAUGCUUACUCGAAGCGAGCAAGAGAUCGAAGAGGCUGACCGACGACAGAAGUUGGCAAUAUCGUCUCACGGGCUACAAAGCCAAAGAAGAUGCCUUUGGCAAUUUCCCAAGCUCAUGGGGUCGCACUUCUUGGGUGCUUGGUUGUUGUGUAUGCCAACAUUCGUCGCCCAAAAUCAUAUUUCGCAUCAGACCCAGUCGAAGUAUCUUCUGUAUGCACUUGGGGGCCUUCGACUUCUCCGUGGAAAGCGGCGCAUUGUGCCGGACGAAGCAGCGUACAGAGCUCUAAUCGUUGCAUGUGGCCGAACAAAGAGCGAUCGUAGGAUGGAACUUGUCAAGAUAUUUGGUCUUCUACGGUCAGAUGGUAUUUUUCCCAGUGCAGUUACUCUCGGACAAUACACCAGAGCCCUUGCUGAGGGGUACUCGAAACGCUCCAUUGGGACAACAGAAGAGAGCAUGAUACAGAUUGAUGACCCCAUAACUGAAAAUGUGAAAUCAGAAAAAGAGGCAAAGACCCCAAAAGUUUUGGAACCGGGAUUGUUUCUUAGUUCUCUUGAUAGCAACCUGAAUAGCCUUGAAGAAGCUGGUCGGCGUUGGCGACAGAACAAAUACAAAGAUCAAGAUCCUGUUUCUAGUCAAUUUGAGUCAGCUCUGAACGAUACUUCCCAAUCAGUUUUGGUCGAUCAAAUAAAAAGGCGGUCGAACAAGCCAUGGCUGCCAGUCUCGAUGUCGUCAUCAUUUUUGGUGGACAUGAGAUCACCAGAAUCUGUUGCCAGCUGUGGAAGGCUGGAGAAGGAAUCGAUCCGACUGGUUGCGAUAUGGUCUCGAACGCAAGCCUGUGAAGCUUGUGGAUACAUACUCUUUGACGAAGAGAUUCAAGCUGGAUGGGAUGCUAUUCAAACUAAUGACACCAGCGGCUCAGUGAAGUGCCCUCGCUGCAGGCAUCUAUAUAUGCCGAUGCUAGGAUACAAGGAGUUUUCGAUUGAAGAAGCUCUAACUGCUACUGAGGCUUUGAAGACACCAGGUGAUCGGGACAAUAAAAUGAAACCUCUCCCGCCGCAGAUGGGGUCAGUAUUCAGCCAUACCGAUGCGGCCUAUGUUACCUACAUCAGUCCUGCGUCAAUGAGAUUGUCCCUUGAAAAACAGAUAAAGGAGAAUGGAGAAGGAAUUUUGGAGAGAGAUACAUUGAAGCGACUUGAUCCACAGCUCUACUACAAUCUCUGGUGGUACUCUGCUCGCUUUUCCUUGCCGUUGCCCCUCCCAGUAUCCGACUCAAUGAGCAAACACUAUUGUGCGUUUGCAGCCUGGGACUAUAACGUAGCAGUUCGUGCCUGCCAUAGUUGUGCCCGAGUGCUUUAUCCUUUCUCAACAGAAAGGCAAACCCACCACGAGUUGACGAUUGCAAGUGCAGAGUCCCUUGGUGAUGAUCCACUUUUGAGUAAAUUCAAUCUUCAAGGUUACUUCUCACAUGUAUGGGAUCACGAAGAUUUGUCGGGCAUUUUGGUGUGCUUGGUUGAAGCUUGUGAUAAGCGUGAUUUUAAGCCUGCCAUUGAAUGUUUGAUUGGCUAUAACGAAAGAAGGCGCAAGAACUUGGCACUCCAUUCUACGAACAAAUACGGCGAGACAAAGUACUUCGAGGGCGGCACUGUUGUCGACCAAAGGGACAUCGAAUACGAUUUAUAUCGGACAAUAUUGUAUCUAGCGAAGUAUCAGUGUACAACAGCCUUUCAUGUGUUUUUUCCCGCAACACUCAAGCCGUGUAAAGGAUACCACUUCUGGUGUCCUGUUGCCCCGAUCCCAAUUUUUGACCGUCUAUUUCGAGAUGGAUUGGAACGGAUAAGAUCCAGCAAACAGAACGCACAUCACAUUGCCAAUGCAAGAGAUGUCUCUGAUGUUGCCUUGGCAUUUCGAUCUGUUUUUGGUCACAUAGUGUAG
This is a messenger RNA of Cylindrotheca closterium, 5202 nucleotides long. The record is from the annotation of a GenBank genome assembly. NCBI's taxonomy places the organism in Eukaryota, Bacillariophyta, Bacillariophyceae, Bacillariales, Bacillariaceae.